Xenopus laevis (African clawed frog) is the source of this 1334-nucleotide messenger RNA. It is a transcript of the gene rell1.S, whose product is annotated as RELT-like 1 S homeolog. Gene Ontology annotation, biological process: positive regulation of p38MAPK cascade. Bases 98 to 949 code for a protein of 283 amino acids. The record is from RefSeq and is a predicted model, not a curated record. Gene Ontology annotation, cellular component: plasma membrane. NCBI's taxonomy places the organism in Eukaryota, Metazoa, Chordata, Amphibia, Anura, Pipidae. The transcript has 8 exons.
CGUCACUAAGUUCGGCUCAGCCCACCCCCGGAGACCCGCCCAGCUGUCCCGUGGCUUCGUGUGACAGUGAGUGGGAGCGCGGAGUGGAAUUGCCGCUAUGGCUCCUGCACUUGUGUUUGGAUUUUUGGAAUGGACCAGGAGAGCCGCCCGCAGCAUCGACGCUGACCCCUCUACUGACCCCAAUGUGAAUUCGGGGAUUGAAAAUACAGGAACCGUCGACACCACCCCCAGUAACACGGAAUAUGUGGCUUUUGUGUUGGUGCCCGUUUUCUUCAUCAUGGGUCUUGUGGGCGUGUUGAUCUGCCAUUUGCUCAAGAAGAAGGGGUAUCGCUGUACUACGGAGGCCGAGCCUCCAGUGGAAGAAAAAAUCGUAGGAGAAAAAAUUGAGAUGCAGGAAAGCACGGGGGACACGAAUACUGACACCGUUGGACAAAUUGUCGACUUCAUUAUGAAGAAUGAAGCUAAUGCUGAUAUUCUAAAGGCCAUGGUGGCAGACAACUCGAUAGUUGGGGAUACAAGUGUUUUUGAUCCUGAGAGCCCUACUACUCCGAACACCCCGGGCAGUCCUAUAACUCCUGAUACUCCUAUCAGUCCUACCUCUCCUGCUGAGACUCCAUCGAAGCAUUCCUGCCGGGGGCACCAUCUUCACACCGUUGGAGGAGUGGCCGAAAGGAACGCGUGCACUCGAUGCACCAACAAAAGAUGGCACUUUUUAAAGUCCCCACAAAAACAUAAAGAGCCACGAAGAAGCCACCAAGGAGCAGUGACUGUUCUGUCUGUGGGAAGGUUCAGGGUCACCAAGGUGGAACCCAAGUCAAAAGAAAGAAAGAGGUUAAUGGCUGACAGGUCGGAAGGUACAAAUGGGGAGGUCCCUGCUACGCCAGUAAGUGUGGAUACCAGGCAGAGAAGUGGCACAGACUCUGAGCCUCAAAGUCCCGUAGACACCUGAGGAGUGCAAGAAGCCACAAGUAUUUAAUCUGGGUCCAUAGAAAAUAACGGAAGCGUCCAGAUCGGGAGAUCAGCAGAUGUACCUAGGAGCUGGCCGUGGCCAAUAUGUCAACGUAUGGAUCUUCUGUUUUAGCAAUAAGUCUGUACCAAAAAGAACUGCAUUCCUAAUAUUUUUUGUAUUUUUAGUGGAAUUUUUCAAAUGAGAAAAUCUUCUGGUGAAUUUUUAAUGUGUGUAUUUGACCGGCUCUGUAUGACGGAUCUCUAUGUAUCAGUCUGUAUAUCGGGUCUUCUGGCUGGGCCUAUUUGUGUGCCGGAGCUUUCCUGAUAUUGAGAGGUGCUUGGGAAUAUGUGCAGGGCUGCUGUAAAUAAAGCCGUAUUGUAGAACA